Procambarus clarkii (red swamp crayfish) is the source of this 9387-nucleotide messenger RNA. RefSeq lists its product as uncharacterized. The record is from RefSeq and is a predicted model, not a curated record. NCBI's taxonomy places the organism in Eukaryota, Metazoa, Arthropoda, Malacostraca, Decapoda, Cambaridae.
GGUCGGGCUGUUCUGCACCCUCCCUGCUUCCCAGGGCGGCGGUGGUGGCGGCGUGGAGGUGCGCCGCUCAGUGUCGAUGAGGCGGUUGGCCUCACCUGUUGUGCCGGGGGCUAUGUGUGAGAGCAAGGGCCAUGUCUGAGCGGUGAGCAGGAUAGGUGCAAGCGUGCUGCCUCAGGUCGUUGUGAAACACAGCCUACGAGCUCCACCUUAGAGAGGAGGAGGAUCUUUCUCGCCUCUUGUUAUUACGCUCUAUAUGUCACACUCUAGUGGCACCUCUCAAGUGCGAUAUCUCUCUUGAUGGUGAAUAAUUAUGCUGAGAAAAUUGCAAACUACCACACGGAAAAUUUAGUGGAAAAGUUAUGAAGUUUUAUAAUCACUUUUCAAGAGAUAUAUUGUAGUGCAAGCUUCGGGAAGUGUACAAAGGCUGAGUCACACUGUAAGUUGUGAGUCACACUGUAAGUUGUGAAGGUAAUGACCAACAGUGUGAAGUGUGUUGACCAGCACUGUGAAAUGUGUUGGCCAGUAGCGUGAAGCAUGUCGACCAUCAGUGUGUCUGUCAUCAGUGCCAAGUGUAUUGACAGUCUGUGCAAAGAGCGAUGGCAAUAUGUAUAAUGUGUUGAACACUAGUGCACAGUUGGUUGAACAUCGGUGCCAAGUGUGUGGCCGUCAGUGCAAGUUGUGAAUUUUGAGCAGAUAUACAGCUUUUGAUGAUGAUGAUGUGGAAAUAACAAGUCCAUCAGUGGUACAUUUACUAUAGGAAAGUCAAGCAAAAUGGAAAUUAUAGGAAUUCCGGAAUGAAUAACUAUAAGAUGAAAAGACUUUGAGUACAGAUAACUUAAAUUUACUCUUUUCUUCUACCUUGAACGUUUUGAUUCACCAACACUGAAGUUUUAACUGCCCCCUUCCACUGUCCUUUACUUCUUCUUCAGUUGGUUUUCACUUCCCUUUUAGCUGCCUUUCACUUCCUCCUCCCACUGCCAAUUACCAUUCUUCAAUUACAUAACUUACUCCAUGUCUAAUUCAUCCUGAGUUUAUUUCUAAAUAUGUUUUCCAAUUAUUACUAUUUUUUCAGUUUAUCUCUUAAAUGCUACUCUUGAUUUUGUGUUUAUUUAGUUAUCUUGCUCGUUCCUUCUUCGGUGGCAUACACAGCCUCUGAAGUCAGUUCUUUGGUCCCCUUUAUCUCUCAGCCUUUUUCUCGCUGUCUGUUUUUCUCUCUAUCUGUCUCUCCCACACUCUCUCUCCCAAUCUCUUUCUCUCUCUCUCUCUAUCUCUCUCUCUCUCUAUCUCUCUCUCUCUCUCUCUCUCACUUUCAUUGACUACUUUGGUUUAAUUUUAUUUUUAUCCGGCAAUUGCAAUAUUAUUAUGCAUCUUUAUUCCAACAUAUCUUGAUACCUUCCUCGUCCCAGAUCUUGUGUGCUACCUCUCCUCAUUCAGCUUCCUUCCCGUACAUCUCAUACUCACUUUUGUUUAACAGUCCCUCACCUCAUCUCUCUACAAUCGGCUCAAUUUCGCUACCGCAUUCGUCUCAUAUAUAUACCAUCGUGUCCUGGAUCGAACCCCGUGUGCCUCUUAGCGUAGCCCCAUCGGUCCAUGUUGGGCUGAGAAGAGUGUUGCAGUAUGGGUGAGGACCGCGUCGCAGGGAAGCUGGGCACUAACUCCACUUCAUCCCCAUAUAUUUCAGCACAGAAUCGCAAGCGAUGGUGACGUAGGUAUCACGUGACUAUGGCUGUGACGUCACUUCCUAAUGGAAAUACUACUGUGAUUCAUCCUUCUAUCCUCAUGGGAGACUCCACGACGGUGGUGUCUCCCACCUCCACAGACGGUGAGGCUCUCAGACGUCUGGAGAAGGAACGCGAACUGGAGGAGUUCUACUCAACUUACGACGUGUGGACGGGGAUCCGAACCGCCGUUACGCUAGCCCUCUUCUUCAUCUUCACCGUCACCCUCAUCCUGUACAAGAGCAAGUGCAAGCCGCGGCGCAAGUACGAGCUCUACCCGAGCCUCGAGGACAUGCCCGACCGGCCCCUCGACUACUACGACUACUGGUGCCCCAGCCCCGUCAGCCAGGAGAGGUUGCAGAAGGUGAACGGUAUGGACACCUUGGGUCGCUGCUACAACGGUAGAGGAGAGACGGGAUCAGCGCCUCUUCCGAUCCACCGAUCCGUUGGUUCCUACUCCAGCCUCAACAACUCCUUCAGGGUGAAAAGCUUACCAGGGAGUGUGUUAAGGAUCAACAGCUCUCGUAACUCUUCCUUCGAGCGAGAUGACCCAGCACAAUCGGUUCGCUCGGAGUUCCUUUCUGUACCAGGAGUAAGGCUACAGUCUACUGGAUCCAGCAGUGACGGAUACAGUGCGGGAUCCUCCACCCAUGACCUGACGGGGGAAAUGACGGCCAUGGCCCUGCUGGGGGUCCCUGGCCUGGGGCCACGAGGCAACAAACCCGUGCUCCAGCUGGGUGGCAUGGACUGGGAUAGCGACCAUGCCACUGCCGAGUGGAUCCAGACCAUCGACAUCAAUGUCAUCCAACCAACACCCAACAUCUCCCCUUGCGGGUCUGUUCGCAGCGUCUCCGACAACACCGACCUGGCCAGGCUCCCACUGCCUGGGCGAGGCCGGGAGGCUUCCGUCAUUUCACUAGAUUCGCCAGACUUUGACAACCGAUCUAUUGGAUCUGAUUCCGUGUUCAUGGAGGAUUCCGUAUGUGAUACAAACAGCAGCAGGUCUGAAAGCAUAGAUAGUGGAACCCCUUCCUUCCUGGCGUCGACACGCUCCAUGCUCACCCCAUCACCCAGGAGCGCCCGUCGUAAGGUACAAUCUUUCCGUCUAGGCAUAAAUCCCUCUGCUUCUGCUGCCUCGCCCGUGCCUACCCGCGCUCCAACUCUGGCUGACCUGCAUCGCCCACGUGACCAGCGAAGUCGCCAGAAGCUUCUUAAGCGACAACAGGUGCAAGAUAUUCCCAUGCCCAGUAUUACACGUUCUGGCCCAGCCAUGACGUCUCUGUUCGUGCCUACGAUGGGAGGUUACCUAAACGCUUCCUGUGAGCGCUUAGCUGCUCAUUCUUCAUUAGUGGCUGAAAGUGAACCGGGCAGCAGCUUGGGCUCCACCUCUUUGACGCCAGCUGGCAGCACUGAGGAGGAGCCCAUGUGUGCCGUAUACACAGUACCGUCAUUACGUCGGUGUAAUUCGGCCACGACUCCUGGGCAGAAGGAGGAAGCAGCUGGUUGGAAACGGGCAGAUAGUGCCCAGAACCCUACAGUUCGACGAGCAGAUAGUGCUUCUGGUCCGCAACGAGAGUCUAGCGAGUCAUCCAGCGGAUCUGAAGACGCCAGCGAGUCUGUAUCAUUCCAUUUGAUGGUGCCAGCUCUUAGUAUAGACUACCCAAGUAACGACACCAGUCGCGCUUCCUCUCCCACCCUCUCCCCACCAAGCUCUCCCAAUUCCUCCCCACCUUCAGUUCGCACUACUGCAAGUCCACUGCCCACAACAACUAUAGAAGCACCAGUCAAAGCCACUCUUGCACCAUCGACGACUCGAGGGAGGGGUGUGAGAGACAAUGGUGGACGACGAGUUCUUCGACGACAGUAUAGCCAGUGCAUCCCACCGAGUCCAACACUAUUUCGUGACGUUCCUGCUCCCAGCUCUCUCCCAACCUAUGUCGAGGAAGACGAUGCAUACGAUGACUUUUCCUUCCCAGCUGCACCACCUCCUUCACCCUUCAGAGCCGGCCAUACCCUAUUUUUCCGUCGAGAUUCCGGCCCUCCCUCACCACUCGUAGCAGCCAACCGGCGAGAUUCAGGACCUUCUCCGCCUCCUUUAUUACCCAUGAAUCUUUCCAGUCAAGAUUCUGGGCCUUCCCCGCCCCCUUUAUCACCUUACUCCCUCACUUGCCUAGACACCGGGCCAUCUCCACCCCUCUUAUCGCCAUACCAUCUCAUCCGUCAAGAGUCAGGGCCUUCCCCACCUCUCUUAUCUCCAUACUACACGAACCGUCAAGAAUCCGGGCUCUCCCCUCCAUUCUUAUCGCCUCGUCAUGUCAGCUGUCAAGACUAUGGAACUUCUCCAUCCCCUAACCACUUCCUCCAUCAAGACAAUGGAAUUUCCCCAUCUAGCAACUUGCAACGUCAAGAUAAUGGCUCUUCCCCAUCACCAAAUCACUUCCACCGCCAAGUCUACAGAAUAUCCCAGUCACCUGAUCAACUCCUCCGCCAAGGCUACAGAGCUUCCCUAUUCAGCCAAGUUCUUCGACAAGGUAAUGGAAGUUACCCAUCCACUAACCUCUUACGUCGUGAGGACUCUGGAACUUCUUCAUCUCCUAACAACUUCAACAGCCAUCAGGAUUCCGGAACUUCACCAUCCCCUAAUAAUGUGAGCAGCUGUAAUGACUCUAACUCGUCGUCACCACGCUCCAGAUGCUUUCCGCACUCUAACCAAGACUCCAGCACAUCUUCGUCCCUCCGAUCAAUGCCCUACGAACUUCACCAAGGAGACUCCAGCACACCUUCGUCCACUCAUUCAGGUGCUCACGCUACUCAACGCCAAGAUUCCAUCCCACCUUUAGUCGCCCAGUCCCACCAACUCCAGCGCCAGGACUCAAGCUCUCCCUCCCUGGAACUACCAACAGACCACACGGAUGAUCCCGAAGACUCCCAGCCGUCUUUGCCUUCCUGUUCUGUCAUGGAGACCUCCUGUUAACAUUCACUACUCCCAGUGUAGGAUUUCUAAAAUUUGCCGUAUAGUGAGGGUUGAAGGUAAAGUAAGAUCUUGCUAAUAGCCUCACAUGCUAAACAUUGAUUACUCAACGUAUUAGUUGUAUUAUGUGUAUUGUAUUUACAGUGUGCAAAACACAAGCGGUAUAAAUAUGUUUUCUCAUUCUACAGACACACACACACACAUACAAAAGUGAUAGCCUAAUAAACCUUAUGUUAGAGUUAGCCCUUAAAAUAUUUUCAUACUCUUUAAAGUAGAACACCUACGUUUUCUGUUAGAUUCUGCUGGCGUAACGUCGUUAAAUAUUGAUGGAUAUAUUUUCUGUGCUCAAACCACUGAUCGCAAUACCGGCAUAUUUAUGGCUAGCUGAUUGCCUGGUUUGGUGUUGGGAUUAAGGCUUAUCAACCUCUGCCGCAUUAUUAUGGUCACACAAGGACGCAAUGACCAACCAGCAGGUAUACUUUUGUCCAAAACUACAGUAAACUUUACUAAACUCUCAGUGAAUGUACACCAAGAAGCUGGAUUCAUCUCUCGGUGUACAUAUCCCCUGUGGCAGCUGACUGAUAAAUGCCACAAGGCGACCACAUUGGGACUCCACACUGCAACUUAUAAAUAGCGUUACUGCAAACAGUAAUGUAUGAAAGCUAUAAAGAAAAUUAUGUAGGCUUACUAAGAUCACACUUUUUCCCUAGACAAAAUUAUUAAAGACUGUAUAUCUAGCUCUACUAUAUCAUUAGUCAAAUUAUUAGGCUCCUUUAUCUAGUCCUUGGUUCAAUACUCAGUUAUAGGAUCUCUAUAAGCUAUUGAAAUUUUGAAAGAAAUAUCAAAUCAUUCCAUAUAAGAAACCCACCAUAUCAUAUAGCAUAGCUGGGCGUGUAUUACAUGUAUAAGCUUUUCGGCCUACAUGGUUAUUAUAGUUCAAGUAUUUUCUUUAUCAAAUAUAUUUUUGGUUAUAAAUAUUACAUAUUUCUUUCUGUCAUUACUGGACAAAUUAUGAAAGAUUAUGAAAUCAAGCCAAAUAUUGGACAAAAAUUAUGCUAUAUGGAUAAAAUAUUGGAGUGCAGUAUAGAAACUAAUAAAGCUUUUGAUAAAUUCAGUAAAGCUUCUAAAAGAAGUGUAGAAAAAACUCACUGUAGUUGUGUUGUGAGUUGCUAAAAUUCUGUUUAUUAUAAAAUAUGCAACAUAAGGGAUUCCCUCAUAUAAAACAAUAUCUUUUGAAUUCGUGACAUAUUUAUGAGAAAUAUUAAGUCAGUUUAUCAUAACUAACAGAUAAUAGUAUUUUAAUUAAACCUCAUGUCAGCAGAAACAUGUUUCUUAAGUGAUAAUGUCCAUACACUCAGCCCCGGGUCCUGACGCGUGGAAUUCAAAAUUCAUCAAUAAUUGUACCAGUAGCGCGAGCGCUCAAUGUAAUAUGGAGAAAGAGCCUGAAUACAGUGGAGAUAUCAGCAGCACUUAAAUCAGUAUAUAUAGCUCCACUACAUUAAUGAGGUAGUAAAGCUUAAACAAAAAAACAAUAAACUAAUUGCACUAACAUCCCAAUAAUAAAAGUGUUUGAACCAGUGAUUAGAAGUUAAAUCUCCAGUUUUAUAGAAGGCUUAGGACUUAUCAAGAGAAACCUCAAAGUCAUUGCGAAUAUAGCACUUGGAAGGGAUCAGGAUAAGGACUUGGGACGGAUCAGGUGAAGGAAUGGUUCCCGACCCACUUGGACGGUCCAGGAAUGAUCGCCGACCUGCAUGGAAUUUUAAGGAAAACAAUGAAAUUCAAAACUCAGGUCAACAGGGAUUUAGAGCGUGAAGGUCCUCUCCUUCACAGUUACUGAACUAUGAAAAAAUCACAGAUGCAUUAGAAGAAAAUAAAAUGCAGAUAUUGUAUACACAGACUUUGCAAAAACAUUCGAUUAGUGGGACCUGUAUGUGAUAAGUGUGAUAGCUCAUAAAAUAAGAUCAUUAGGAAUACCGGGUGAAGUGGGGCGUUAGAUUUUCAACUUUCUGUUAAACAGAACUAAAAGCGUUACAGUCAAUCAAAUAAGAGAAAGUCCAAGUACAGUGAAAAGCUUUGUAUCCCUGGGUACAGUUUCUUGUAUAACUGAUUUAAUUCGUAUCUCGGAUAUAGACAAAAAUAUUAGUCACAGCUUCAUGCCAUCCUUUGCUGAUGAUAAAAAAAAAAUCAGCAUGAAAAUUUCCUCUGUAGAUGAUACUGAAAAACUACUAGCCGAUAUAAAUAAAGUCUUCGAUUAGGCAACGGAAAAUAACAUGAUGUUUAACAGUGAUAAGUUCCAGGAACUUAUGUAUGGUAGAAACGAGGAACUUAAUCGAAACACAGGGUACAGGACACAAUCAGACCUACUCAUACAAAGAAAGCAACAUAUAAAAGAUCUGGUAAUUAUGAUGCCUAACAUCUAGUAACUGUAACCGAGCAAAUAUAGCGGCGGCCAGGAAAGUGAUAGGAUAGAUUAUGAGAACGUUCAAAUUCAGAGAUCACACAGCAAUAUUAAUACUGUUUAAAUCACAGAUGUUGUCCCGUCUUGAGUACUGUUCAGUAUCCCCUUUAAAGCAGGAGAGAUUGCUGAAGUAGAGGGAAUACAGAGAAUCUAUGCGGCACGCAUAGACAUGAUAAAACGCCUAAAUUAUUGGGACCGUCUCAAAGCUCUUAAAAUAUACACUUUGGAAAGAAGAUGAGAGAGGUAUCAGUAAUAUAUUCAUGAAGAUACUGGAAGGCCAGGUUCCAAAUUUGCACAGUAGAAUAACAACAUACUGGAGAGACAAUGCGGAUGGAAAAGCAAAAUAGAACCAGUGAGAAGUAGAGGUGCCAUAGGCACAAUCAGAAGUUACUCGUUGUCUGAACAUCAGGAUUCCACGGCUGUUCAACACCCUCCCAGCAAGCAUUGGAAAUAUUGUCGGAAUAAAAGUGGAGGUCUUCAAAAAUCAUUUAGAUAAGUUCCUGCAAGAAGUGCCGGACCAACCAGGCUGUAGUGGAUAUGUGAACCUGCGGGCCGAUCCAGGCAACAGCCUGUUGGACCAAGUUAUCACAAGUCGAGCCUGGUCCCAGGCCGAGUUCGGGAAGUAAAAGAACUCCCGGAGCCCCUCUCCAGGUAUAAGGUAAAAUGCUAUAUAUAUCAAGCAAAUUUGUUGUUUUAGAUUCAACUACUCAGAACAAAACGUUCUAAGUAGCACGGGCUAUGGUGAGCCCGUAAGUGGUGGCUCUUUGGAACCAUUAUCUGUAUCAAUAGCUGAUACUGGAGAUCUGGGGAUGGGAUCCGUGCACCCACCAAUCCAAUCCAAGAGCAGGAAGGACUACAGAUGAUGACUGAUAAAGAUUAAGCCAUCCUCAAGGUGGCACGGGCAUGAAUACCCCGUAAGUGGAGGCUUUUUCAAGCCAUUACCAGUACCAAUAGGUCAAAUUAGCAACGGUCAUACCUCCAGUAGGUCCAGGCUGCAUGACAUGCAUCUCACCUCAUUCCAAUACUCUUUAUUUAUAUCUGUUGGAGUCCCAGUGUGGCCUCAAGAUAACUUCCAGCAGAUCUAUUCAAUCAACCCGCUAUCCAGUAACAAGUGUAGAUUUAUGAAUGAUAAGUUACAAGAGUAUUACAUAAACAUUAUAUAAUAUGAUUAUAUAUAUUAUAUAUAUAAAGCUCUUGUAAAUGAUCAUUUCCUGUCCAUCACUUUCACUGACCCCUGAUAUAGUUUAUUAUGAAAUCAGUAACGGUUGCGGCGCCUACUGCCAACCAAAUCAGAAUAAAUGUACUAUAUCUUUUUAUUUUAUUUUUUCACCACAGACGAAAACAAAAAUGAAUCCAUUUAUCCGUAUUUGACCCCACCAACUUUCCAGUGACGAUGGUGCAGAGAGAGAGAGAGAGAGAGAGAGAGAGAGAGAGAGAGAGAGAGAGAGAGAGAGAGAGAGAGAGAGAGAGAGAGAGAGAGAGAGAGAGAGAGAGAGAGGAGGGAGAGAGAGAGAGACAGACAGAGACAGAGUUAAAGUUUUCCGUUAACUGUUAUAUUAAAUUUAAGGUAUAGGUGUUGAACAAAGCUGAGGUCUCGUGACAGUGUGUGACACACAUGACCGUGUACCACCUCCCAGUAACUGUAGUUGUCAAUGUCAUACUAAAACUGUCGGUGUGAUAAAUCAAAAUAUUUUGUCCCAAGUGUUCCCCGACAUUCCCUCUGAGUGGGAUGCCGAGGGUGACAGCGGGCCAGACAUUCAUCCAUCUCAUCAUCCAAAUGUCAUCCAUAUAUAUAUAUACUGUGGGAGAGCAGUAACUAUAUCAGUGAUUAGUCGUGAAAUGUGAAAAAUUAUUGUUUAUAUAUAUAAAUAAAAAAUGUUUAUAUACAUAUAUAUAUAUACAUUUCUGUGCAUGGAACCGCCAGAAAAAUGCGGCUGUGUUCGGGAAGAAGAUCCUUGACUAGGAUGAGGAUUCUUAACCAAUCGGAGAGCUCCAUUUAUUCGGUGAUAACAUAAUUGAAAUCUUAUGAUUGGUCGCGAGUGUGUUGUGAUAAUGCUGCUCAUCACAGCCUCGUGAUCCAACCUUACGGAUCAUAUAUUUUCCUGAACACAGCCCAAAAUUAUAUAUUUAUCUGAGUGAUGUAAGCCUAAUACACAAUAUGAAAAGAAUCGUGUUAAGAGACACCCAUUACAGAAAAUAAUUUAUAUUUGUUUAUAUACUUUAUAAAUGACAAAAAAAAA